AUGCUGAUGCAAAUUCUCCAAGGGAAAAAGUCACAAGGAAUAUCUAUCGGAAACAUCGAGAAUGAGCAAAUUGUAUUCAAAAAGCAAUUGGAAGGAGUACAAGCUCAUUUAAAGAUUUUGAACAACCAAGUGGCACAACUCUCAUCUUCCUCAUCGAGACAACAAGGUACUCUUCCGGGAAAGAGUGAAGUGAACCCUCGAGAGCACCUUAAUGCAGUGGAGUUGAGAAGUGGAAAGCAACUCCCGGAAAUCGGUCCACCCAUGAGCGAAAAAGCACCAACACCAAGGCUAACGAGGGAAGAGAAAGGCAAAGCGGUGGAAGAAAGCAACUCCACGACAAACACCCAGGAAAAGGAGCCGGCCUACAUUCCUCCACCAGCUAAUGUACCUCCAAUCCCUUUUCCCUCUCGUUUAAAAAAGUUCAAUGAAGAAAGCCAGUUUGGAAAGUUUGCGGAGAUGCUGAAAAAGAUGGAGAUUACGAUGCCAUUCCAUGAAGCGAUUCUCCAAAUGCCUUCCUAUGCAAAGUUUCUAAAGGAUAUUUUGACUAAGAAGCGAGUGGUAGAAAAGGAAACGGUGGCCUUAAGCACUGAAAUCAGUGCCGCCAUUACAAGACACGAGCUCCCUCCGAAGAUGUCGGACCCGGGAAGCUUCUCCAUACCUUGCAAGUUGGGCAACAUUGAGAUAGAUCGAGCUCGAUGCGAUCUGGGAGCGAGUGUAAGUCUUAUGCCUUUAUCGAUCUACAAGAAGCUGAAUAUAGGGGAAUUGAAACCGACAAGAAUGGCUCUACAAUUGGCGGAUCGUUCGAUCAAGUACCCAGCGGGAAUAGUGGAAGAUGUACCCCUGAAGAUUGGUGGAUUUUACGUUCCGGUUGAUUUCGUGGUAUUGGAUAUGGAUGAAGACUCCAAAGUUCCAAUUAUUCUUGGUCGACCCAUUCUAUGUACCGCAGACGCAAUAGUUCAUGUUAGAGCGGGAAGGUUGACAAUGAAAAUUGGAGACGAAACUGUGGAAUUCACUCUCGAUCAGAAUCUCCGACAACCCUCCACCAAUGAUACAAUGCUUCGUGGAUGUCUUGGAAGCAAUGGUCGAAGAAGUGAUGGAAGAGUUCCGAGAGAUCGAUCCGUUGGAAAUAUCACUAAUGGCAACAAAUGA
Messenger RNA from Tarenaya hassleriana, 1149 nucleotides. RefSeq lists its product as uncharacterized. The transcript has a single exon. The record is from RefSeq and is a predicted model, not a curated record. Lineage: Eukaryota; Viridiplantae; Streptophyta; Magnoliopsida; Brassicales; Cleomaceae. Bases 1 to 1149 code for a protein of 382 amino acids.